AGGUGCUUGCUUAUCACUCAAAAAACCGAAGCAAAAAGGGUCAGAAGCCACGGGUUUACACGUAAUGGAGAGUUGUUGCUAUUUCCACUCCCCACUCUGCCAUUUUCCCUCCUCUUCACCAUCUUCUUCCAUUAGAAAUGCACACACCCAGAAGAAGAUCAGAACAGCCACGGUUUGUAUGCGCCAAGAAAGUCCAAAAGAAACCGGCUUUUGCAACAGGAGAGCUAUUUUCUACUUGGGUUUUUCAGUGUUUCCGCUUCUUAGUUUGAGUGCAAAAGCCGUUGAAUCCUUAGCUGCAGUUUCAGAAGAUUCAGAAAUGAGGGCAGAAGACCAGAGACAAAAAGCAGAGCAUUCAGUUCAGGGAAAUCAAUCUCAAAACCUGUUUCUUUCACUUCUCAACGGACUUGGGAUUUUUGGCAUAGGUGUUCUUGGUGCUCUCUAUGCAUCACUUCAGAAGGAAAAGGCCACCUCCGAUGCAACCAUAGAAUCUAUGAAUCUUGAACUGAAGGAAAAAGAAGCCGCCAUCACUUCUCUUGGGAAAAAAUAUGAAUUGGAUUUGAAGAAUGAAAAAGAAGUCCGAAAUAAGCAUCUAGCGAAAGCAAGUGAGGAGCAACAAUCUUUAGUUAGCCAAUUGAAACUUGCAAAUGGUACAAUAACUAGCCUUGGAAAAGAGCUACGAAACGAGAAAAGAUUAGUUGAAAAGCUUAAUAUGCAGGUUGAUAGUCUUCAAGCGGAUAUUGUCAAGGCAGGGAAUGAGAAGGAGGAGCUCGAAGAGAAGUUGAAAGAGAAGUUUGAUUGCGUAGCAAUCUUGGAAGGAAGAAUUGACUUGCUUAGUUUAGAGAUGAAGGAUAAAGAAGAUAAUCUUCAGAACCUUAACUUGAAACUCGCUGAAAAGGAGAUAGAGUUAAACAAAUUGAGCUCUGCAUAUCGGCAGUCACAGGAUCAACUAACAGUUUUAAAUUCUGAGAUCGGCAAAUUAAGAAAUGAGCUCAUGAAAAAUGAAAAAGAGCUGGAAUUGAAGAAUGAGAUGGUGGAUAACUUGAAUGUGCAAAUUAAUUCUUUGCUCUCUGAGAGAACUGAAUAUGAAAAGAAGGUUGAUGCGCUUCAGACCGAGUAUAGCCACUUGAAGUCCCAUUCAGAAAAGAAGGCAGCUUCAGAUGAGGAACUUUUAGAAGAACAAGAAAAUAAAAUCCACCAACUUGCGGAACAACUUCAAAUUGCCUUGGAUGAAGUGAACGAAAAAGAAGUGGUUAUUGCUGAUAUGACCCUGGAAAAAGAUGGCUUAAGAGAAAUGCUGAAUAUUGAAUUGAAAAAUGUAAAGAAUCUCGAGAAGGAGCUCCAGAUCACCCAGGAAACUUUAGAGAAAUCAAGAGAUGAAGCUUCUGAUUUGGCAAAACAACUGCAGCAGGCAAGGGAUUUGUGCUCAGAGCUUGAAGCACAGGUCUCUAAAGUUCAGGCCGAGUUUGCUGAAGCUCGAGAGUCCUUACAGAGGAAUAUUGAUGAGGCAAAACACAGUGAAGAGGUUUUAGCUGAAGAGUUAAGGUCAACAAAGGAGCUUCUGAGGAAUGCAAAUGAAGAGCUGCAAAUUAUUACGCGUGAAAUGGCCGCAGCUGCUGAAGAACGUGAUAGCCUACAGAAACAACUUGUUGACGCCCAUAAGAAGGUGGGAAACGCGGCUCGUGAUCUCGAAGAAGAAAAGAAGAUAAUCUCUACUUUGAAUAAAGAGUUAAAAGUUGUGGAAACUCAGAUCUUGAAAGACAAAGAAUCGCGAAAAUCUCUUGAAUUGGAUUUGGAAGAGGCUACUAAAUCACUUGACGAGAUGAAUCAAAAUGCCUUAAUACUUUCAAGAGAUUUAGAACUUGCUAAUGCUCGUAUUUCCUCACUAGAAGAUGAGAGAGACAUGUUCUACAAAUCCCUUGAUGAGCAAAAGCGAGUCUCUCAAGAAGCCCGGGAAAAUUUGGAAGAUGCCCAUAACCUGGUGAUGCGACUUGGAAAGGAAAAGGAGAUUUUGGAAAAGAGAGAAACAAAACUAGAAGAAGAGUUGGCAUCUGCCAAGGGGGAAAUAUUGCGUCUAAGGAGUCAAAUAAAUUCAUCGAAAGCUCCCAUAAAUGAUCAGCAUCAGCAAAAAGCUGAAGUAGGAGAAAAAUCUACUGUUCCUGUGAGGAAAGUUACCCGAAGGAGAAAGGUUAGUCGGCAGCAGGAUGAUUCGUAGUGGCCACACAUCUAAAUGCCAUGUGUACCUUCUACAUUUGUUCAUAUUUAUUGGAAGUCACUGAAUCUGGCUGCCCUCGGCUUUCAUCUUCUUUACAUAGAGAAAUUUUUAAAUAACAGUGAAUUUAUGUAUGGUGAGAGUGUUCUCUGUAGGGACUUUCUCGCAUUGUAUUUCAUUUCAUAACGCUUGUAUAUUUAACAGGCAGAGGGAUCUAGCACAGUUUGCUGUGUAAUUUUGCAAGAUGUUUAGAAGGAAACGCGCAUUUUUUUCUUCUU
Molecule: messenger RNA, 2487 nt
Organism: Olea europaea var. sylvestris
Lineage: Eukaryota; Viridiplantae; Streptophyta; Magnoliopsida; Lamiales; Oleaceae
Product: MAR-binding filament-like protein 1-1
Exons: 4
Coding region: 65-2212 (715 amino acids)
Biological process (GO): mitotic chromosome condensation
Cellular component (GO): condensed chromosome; chromatin; condensin complex
Molecular function (GO): chromatin binding
Source: RefSeq, a predicted model, not a curated record